AUGUCCUCCGUCACUGCCGCCAACCCCCGCAUCAUCCAGUUCACGGUGAAGACGCCCAAGAUGAAGAAGGAUUUCAUGGUGCCGGACAACAUCACCGUCAAGCUGUUCAAGGAAGUUGUCUCCAAGCACUUCCACUGCCAGAGCAACCAGCUGGUGCUGGUGUUCUUCGGGAGGCUCCUGAAGGAGCAGGGCAGGCUGAGCCCGUCCGCGAGCGCCCGCGCGUCCCCGGUGCCCCCCAGCGCGUCCCGCACGUCCAGCAGCACCGCGGUGCCCGUGCGGAGCAGCCCCAGCGAGUCGGACGCCUGGAGCGCCGGGAGCGCGGAGCAGCCCAGCUCGGCCGUCAUGGUGCAGGCGCUCGAGAGCCUCUUCGCGCAGAGCCUGCUCUCCAACCCCGACCUCAUGAGGCAGCUCAUCAUGGCCAACCCGCAGAUGCAGCAGCUGGCGCAGCAGAUCCCGGAGAUCGGCCACAUCCUGAACAACACCCACGUCAUGAAGGAGAUGCUGGACAUGGUCAAGAACUCCGACAUGCUGCGGGAGAUGAGGAGCCGGGACCGAGCAGCGAGCAACCACGAGCCCCAGCUGGGAGCUGACAGCGCGUUGGCGUGCGUGGGCACGGAGAGCCAGGACACGGCGUGGACCGCGGUGCGCGAACAGUUUGGAAACAGCCUCGUGGCUUCCCCGGUGAGAAACCGGUCCCUGGAGAGGCCGUGCAGGAGGAGCCAGCUCGCCUCCGAGACGCGGGAGCACUCGGGGCCCCCUUCUCCAUCACAGAGCGCCACCAGCAUCGCCACCAGCAGCACCGACCCGGACCCCGGCGUCACCCCGCGCCAGCUCGCGUUGCCCGUCCUGGGCGCCGAGCCCCCCGGCGCCGGGGGCGUCCAGAACAUGCUCCACCAGGUCACCGAGUCCCUGCAGCUCAUCGUGAACCUCUGCGCCUUCUACACCAAGUGGAUGACGCUGCUGCUGCUGCAGCGGUCCCAGCUGGAGGCCGAGGCCACGCGGCAGCAGCAGGACGCGGCGCAGCGGCUGCCCGACGUCCUGCAGCGCAUCCAGAACCCCGAGAUGCUGGCGGCCAUGUCCAACCCCAAGGCCAUGCAGGCCUGCUUGCAGAUCGAGCAGGGCUUGCAGGUGCUGGCGCUGGAAGCGCCCGUGCUCAUCCCGUGGUUCUCCUUCCGCCUGCGGAGCCUGGGAAACGCGGGCAGCUCCACGAGCGCCGUGAACGGCAGCUCCGGCUCCGGAGAGUCGCCCCCACACUACGAGCCCCGGCAGCAGAGGAGCGACGACGUCUAG
Molecule: messenger RNA, 1290 nt
Organism: Tinamus guttatus (white-throated tinamou)
Lineage: Eukaryota; Metazoa; Chordata; Aves; Tinamiformes; Tinamidae
Source: RefSeq, a predicted model, not a curated record